This is a messenger RNA of Geodia barretti, 567 nucleotides long. The record is from the annotation of a GenBank genome assembly. NCBI's taxonomy places the organism in Eukaryota, Metazoa, Porifera, Demospongiae, Tetractinellida, Geodiidae.
AUGAGCAUCAACUUUGGCGACCUCAACAAGGGCAUGGUGAUCGAUCUCGAAAACCAGCCGUGGCAGGUCAUGGAUUACGAGCGUCACAAGAUGCAGCAGCGGGCGCCCGUGACCCGUAUCAAGAUGCGGAACCUCAUCAGCGGCACCGUCAUCGAGCGCACGUUCCAGCGUUACGACACCGCGUUCAGCCUGGCCGAGGUCGACAACCGCGAAACUCAGUACCUGUACACCGACGGAACCAACUACUUCUUCAUGGACCAGGAGACUUUCGAUCAGCACGAACUUACCGCGGACCAGUUGGGAAACGCGUUGGGCUAUCUGACCGAAAGCAUGAUGGUCGAGUUGGUGCUCUACAAGGGCAGUCCGAUCAACGUGAACCUUCCGAUCCACGUCGAGUUGAAAGUGGUCGACACGCCACCCGCUUUCAGGGGCGACACCGCGCAGGGCGGUAACAAACCGGCAACCCUGGAAACCGGACUGCGCAUCACCGUUCCGAUGUUCAUCACCCCCGGCACCCGCGUCAAGGUGGAUACGCGUAACGGUACCUACUCCGAACGCGUGUCGUAG